GAGCUUGUUCAUCUCUUUCAUUUCUUGUACAUUGCCUCGAAUCUCAUAGCUUCUGCUCGGUCUCGAGAGAAUCGGUUUUGGGUCGGGUUUAGAAUUGUGGUUUCACCAUGAGGAAUAAUCCUCCUCUGUUUGGAAGGGUACCCUUGUGCUUCUUCUUGGCGUCCUUUGUUUUUGCUGCAACCUUGUGCCAUGCUGAUGUGAAGGCGGUCAAGGUCGUCGGCAUUGGCGAAUGUGCUGACUGCAAAGAGAGUAACAUAAAAACUAGCCAAGCCUUGUCAGGAUUGAAAGUAGCUAUAGAUUGCAAAUCAAGUGAUGGGCACUUCAAAACAAGAGGAAUUGGGGAGUUGAAUGAAGAAGGAAAGUUUACUGUAUUGCUGCCUAAUGGCAUUGUGGAAGAUGGAAAGUUGAAGGAAGAGUGUUAUGCACAACUUUAUAGUGCAUCAGCCAACCCUUGCCCUUCCCAUGAUGAUCUUAAGUCCUCCAAAGUGAUUUUGUUGUCCAAAUCAGAUGGGAAACAUACCUUUGGAUUGUCUGGUAAACUCAAGAUUUCACCAGGAACUUGUACAUCAGCUUUCCUUUGGCCAUUUUUCAAGUACCCUCCUCUUCCAAAGUUUCCUCACUUUCCUAUGCCACUCCCUCUUAUACCCAAGUUCCAUCAUCCACACUUGAAGCAUUUUGUUCCCCCAUUCUCCUUCCCUCCAUUGCCACCUAAGGUGUUCUCUCCAUUUCCACCAAAAGAGUUUCCUCCUGUGCCUGUCUAUGAAAAGCCACUUCCACCGCCUGUUCCAGUUUAUGAAAAACCUCUUCCUCCACCAACACCAGUCUAUGAAAAGCCACUUCCACCACCUGUUCCUGUUUAUGAAAAGCCUCUUCCUCCACCAGCACCGGUCUAUGAAAAACCACUUCCACCACCUGUUCCCGUUUAUAAAAAGCCUCUUCCUCCACCAGUACCAGUGUAUAAGAAGCCACUUCCACCGCCUGUUCCCGUUUAUGAAAAGCCUCUUCCUCCACCAACACCGGUCUAUGAAAAGCCACUUCCACCACCUGUUCCGGUUUAUAAAAAGCCUCUUCCUCCACCAGUACCGGUGUAUGAGAAGCCAAUUCCACCACCAGUUCCUAUUUACAAGAAACCUAAUCCUCCAUCAGUGCCAAUCUAUAAGAAGCCACUUCCACCACCGGUUCCUGUUUACAAAAAACCUUGUCCUCCCCCUGUUCCCAUUUACGAGAAACCUAAUCCUCCACCAACGCCAAUAUACGAGAAGCCACUUCCACCACCUGUUCCUAUUUACAAAAAACCUCUUCCUCCACCCGUUUACAAGAAACCUAAUCCUCCACCAGUGCCAAUCUACAAGAAGCCACUCCCACCGCCAGUUCCUAUUUACAAGAAGCCUCUUCCUCCACCGGUACCAAUCUAUGAGAAACCUCUUCCUCCCCCUGUUCCAGUUUAUAAGAAACCCCUCCCUCCACCUGUUCCCAUUUACAAGCCCCCCAUCCCAAAAAUCCUCCCACCACCUGUUCCAAUAUAUGUCCAUCCACUUCCACCUCCCAUUCCAUUUUUUAAACCAAAACACCCCUUCUUCAAGCAUUUGCCUCCCAUUCCAAAGAUUCCCCAUCACCCAUUUCUUAAGAAGCCAUGGCCAACUGUCCCUCACUUCCCUCCUGUUCCCAAGUUCCCACCAAAGUACUUCUCCCACCACAAGUUUGGAGGGUCCCCUAAGCAUCCACCCUCUGCUUCUCAUCCUUAAGCAGCUGCCAUUGUCUUGCAGUGUUAUUGCUUUUCUUAAUAAGCAAUGAAAAGAUGGUAAAGUGCAGUGGAAGUUUAGUAACUUUCAACUGCUGCAAAUAAAGCUCUCCAGUUUCUGGCGUACAAAUUGAAUCAAAUCAGAAGGGACAAAAAGAAGCAGGAAUGAUCUGUUGUUUUUAAUUUAUUUUUCUAUAUGAAGUUAGGUCUGUGUGGAUUGUUUAUGGUUGUCGUUUAACAAAUUGAGAUCAGGAUUCUGUAAAUGUCAAUGAACAAAUUUUCAUUAAGAAAAACUUCACCUUGAGGUUCUUGCAUGUUAUGGUUGUUUAUCCCGGAAAUGAAAAUGAAAAGGCAUAUGAAUGCUUCAAUA
Molecule: messenger RNA, 2111 nt
Organism: Benincasa hispida (wax gourd)
Lineage: Eukaryota; Viridiplantae; Streptophyta; Magnoliopsida; Cucurbitales; Cucurbitaceae
Source: RefSeq, a predicted model, not a curated record